UGCGGAGGCGGCGGCUCGGGGAGACGAUGCUCCGGCGCUGAGGAGUCGCGGCAGCCGAGCGCCGGCGACCGCAGCGACGCGGGCCGCAUGGCGCAGCCCUCCAGCCCCGGCGGCGAGGGGCCGCAGCUCGGCGCGGCCGGGGGCCCGCGCGACGCGCUGAGCCUGGAGGAGAUCCUGCGGCUCUACAACCAGCCCAUCAACGAGGAGCAGGCGUGGGCCGUGUGCUUCCAGUGCUGCGGCUCCCUGCGCGCCGCCGCCGCCCGCCGCCAGCCCCACCGCCGCGUGCGCUCGGCCGCGCAGAUCCGCGUCUGGAGGGACGGCACCGUCACCCUGGCGCCCACCGCCGCCGCCGCCGCGGAGGGAGAGCCGCCUCCCGCCUCCGGUAAAUUGGGAUAUUCACAUUGUACAGAAACAGAGGUAAGAGAAAUAUACAAAUAUUUCUGUAAAACAGCUUAUACUUUUUGGCGUGACUUGAGUAGUGAACUUUUGCCGGUUCGAAGCUGGGUGAAAGUGUUGAUGAUAUCCCUGCAGCAGCUUGUAGAUCACUUUCUGCCAAAUUCCACUUUUUCUCUUCUACAGAUCUGUGCUGCUCACCUCCCAACUGAGUCCGAGGCACCCAAUCAUUAUCAGGCAGUAUGUCGGGCACUGUUUGCAGAAACCAUGGAACUGCAUACAUUUCUGACCAAAAUUAAGAGUGCAAAGGAGAACCUUAAGAAGAUUCAAGAAAUGGAAAAGAGUGAUGAGUCUAGCACAGAUCUGGAGGACCUGAAAAAUGCGGACUGGGCCCGGUUCUGGGUACAAGUGAUGAGGGAUUUGCGAAAUGGGGUAAAACUUAAGAAAGUCCAGCAGCGGCAGUACAACCCACUGCCCAUUGAGUACCAGCUGACCCCUUACGAGAUGCUCAUGGACGACAUUCGGUGCAAAAGAUACACCUUGAGAAAAGUAAUGGUAAAUGGUGACGUCCCCCCUCGGUUGAGAAAGAGUGCUCAUGAGGUCAUCCUUGACUUUAUCAGAUCAAGACCCCCUUUAAAUCCAGUUUCAGCCAGAAAACUGAAACCAACCCCACCACGGCCACGGAGCCUCCAUGAAAGAAUAUUAGAAGAAAUUAAAGCAGAAAGAAAGCUUCGGCCUGUGUCACCAGAAGAAAUUAGACGGAGCAGACUAGAUGUCACUACGCCAGAAUCUCCAAAGAAUGUCGGAGAAUCAUCUAUGGUGAAUGGAGGCUUAACAUCUCAAACAAAAGAAAAUGGGCUGAGCGCUGCCCAGCAGGGGUCUGCGCAGAGGAAGAGGCUCCUCAAAGCCCCAACCCUGGCUGAACUGGACAGCUCUGACUCUGAGGAGGAAAAAAGUCUGCACAAGUCAACCAGCAGCAGCAGUGCGUCUCCCUCCCUCUAUGAGGAUCCAGUACUGGAGGCCAUGUGCUCCAGGAAGAAGCCUCCAAAAUUCUUGCCCAUCUCAUCAACACCCCAGCCAGAGAGAAGGCAGCCACCGCAGAGGCGCCACUCCAUUGAGAAGGAAACACCUACGAACGUGAGGCAGUUUCUGCCACCAUCCAGGCAGAGCUCACGGUCUCUUGAGGAAUUCUGCUACCCAGUGGAGUGCCUCGCUCUCACUGUGGAGGAAGUGAUGCACAUCCGUCAGGUCCUGGUGAAAGCAGAGCUGGAAAAGUACCAACAGUAUAAGGAUGUCUACACUGCCCUGAAAAAAGGAAAGCUCUGCUUCUGUUGCCGAACGCGGAGGUUUUCCUUCUUCACCUGGUCUUACACCUGUCAGUUCUGUAAGAGGCCCGUGUGCUCACAGUGUUGCAAAAAGAUGCGGCUGCCUUCCAAGCCAUACUCCACUCUACCUAUCUUCUCUUUGGGACCUUCUGCCUUGCAAAGGGGGGAAAGUUGUUCGAGGUCGGAAAAACCCUCCACUAGUCACCAUCGACCGCUUCGAAGUAUCGCCAGGUUCUCCACGAAAUCCAAGUCUGUGGACAAGUCCGAUGAGGAACUCCAGUUUCCCAAAGAGCUCAUGGAGGACUGGAGCACGAUGGAGGUGUGUGUAGACUGCAAAAAGUUCAUCUCCGAGAUCAUCAGCUCAAGCCGGCGCAGCCUGGUGCUGGCCAACAAAAGAGCCAGGUUGAAAAGGAAGACACAGUCUUUCUACAUGUCCUCAGCGGGCCCCUCGGAGUACUGCCCUUCAGAACGGACUAUCAACGAGAUCUGAGCCCUGUGCCUUCCCGCUCUUUUGUGUGCAGAGCGGGCAGUGCAGCAGUGCUGCAGGACUCUUCCCAGGGGUUUUCCUUCACAGGCUCCGUCUGCAGCAGGUCAGGCCUGGGCUGCACCUGAGACACAGACUCAAGGCUGUGUUCAUAUCAGCCGAUGGUUGGUAGGAGGCAGGUCAGCCACUUGGUCAUUUGCACUCAGAAAGCCUAAAACUUGAUUUUGUGUAUGUGAGUAGGGAAGCUAGAAACUUCCUUAGUUCAGUUCCUCAAUGUUCUUCGGAUAAUUUCCUGACUAAGGCACAAAGCUUCUUGUGUGUGAAGUCCGUCUGACGGAGUGUGUCGAUGUUAGCACAGUUGUAAGCAGUAAGUCAUAUUGGCAUUCCACGUGACAGUGUUCCUAGCUCAUGUACAUAAUGUCCUAAGCCCUGCCACACACCGGCUCCCUGGGGCGGGCCAGGCUGGCUGUCUUCUCACAGCACAAAUCUAGAAGGCCUUGCUGAUAAUUCUCUUUGGGGCUCUGGCUGCAUCCAGCGCAGAACAAUCAUGUGAGCUGUACACCGCAUGGGUGGCCCUUCUCUGAGCUCAGGGUCUGCCCCGGCACAGGCCUCAGUGUUUCCUGAGCUGCUAACAGGCCUUUAUUCCCUAUUGUGAAUGUAUUAUGGUUUUGAAUAGUUUUAUAAUACACGUCUAAGAAUGUUGUGGAAGUUUGAGGAAAAAGGAAGACUAAAAUUUCAUCUAGCAGAUGAGCAGGUUUGGUUAACUGAUAGGCUGUAACAGCAGGGAUGCCAGCAGAAAGGAGCUAUGGCUCGUACAUUUUCACCUACAUUUUCCAUAACUUUAUAGUGUGGCCAUCAUGACUAAAUUAACCACAGUUUGGUAUCUGAGUCUCAAACUGAAGAUUAUUUUUAUAAAUGAAUUUUAAAAGAAAAACCUUGGCUGUUUUAAAAUCUCAAGAAAAUGAACCUGCUGCCAUGCAUACUUUUUUGAUGCUUUUGCACUAGGUAUCUUAUAAAUGUCACUGCAUUUCUGAUGAAGGGCAACUGACAGGUAGUAUUGUGUGUCUGAAAUUCCUCAGCUCCUGUGGCGCACCAUGGGCUGCCCUCAUUUCCAUAUGCUUAGAAAUAACUGGGCAAUCAAAUCACCACUAAUGUUUGGGAAAUGAGUGAAGGCAAAUGCACAGUGUAGCUCUAACAAACCACCCUCAUUACCACCACUGAUGACAUCUCCAUUUGAUAAAAGGCAUGCCAGUCGCAUUUCACCAACAUUAAGAUACAGUAACAUUUCCCAUUAAAUUGACAGCGACACCUCAGAAAUAUUCCAGUAGUCAUUUCUAAUGCAUUGAAAUUUAUAGUUUAGUAAAUGCCUUUAAAUUACUUACACUGACGAAAUAAACUUUACCAGUUGACUAACGUAAUGCAUGUUAGUAGUUCAUCUGUACUGCAUGUAGAAGUGGGCCGCCAGAAAACCCUUACAGUCCAGCUGUUUUUAAGACUAAGAGCUGUAAAAAUUGCAGUGUGUGAAUCCCAUUUAUGCAGUUUUCCCUGAGACCACCAGAACGUUACACCACAGUUAGAUAGGACCACCACUGCUAUGGCUCCAGGCAUACAUACAUUCCAGAAUGGGUUCCUGGAAGGAAGCAAGAAAGAAGGAAUAUACCUGUGUGGGUUUAAGCAUGCACAUAGGGUAGCAUGCUUCUGUAAAAUGGUGAUUAAUUAGCGUUUGACUUCCCACAUAAGUCACAGAUCACAUCCACAAGUCAGAUUUGACCUCAUCCCUUCAGCCUCACAGUACUGUGCAUAGUGUUUGGGCAUUAGGACCCCUUUACCAGAACAUCAGGAUAUAAAUUUUUCAGCACAUUAAUGGGAUUUGCCAAGUAUGUUAAGAGUUCAAGUGUAUACCAGGCCCAGUAAACAACCUGCAGGAAGUAGUGGGGAAAAAGGGUACGUGACAAGGUAGAAAGUAUAGAAAUGAAAUUAGCAUUGUUUGGGAGACACCAAAAAAGACAUGUGCAAGACUGGCUCUUCCCCCCACGCCCCAAGCACUCAUACCAAGCUAGGAUCCCAUAGGCUAGGGCUUUCAGCCAAGGAGCUGCUGCUGCUGCUGUGACUUGCUUUAAAAGUCCUAGCUGACACAGUUCGAGCCUCCUGUUCCUCCAGCCACCUUGUGCAGGACCGUUUGUCCUGCUUCCCUGCUAUGUUGCUCUCUUAGUUCGACAAUUGUUUAUGGCUGACCCCAGAGUCUGAUGCAUCGCCUAAAUCCAUCUGAAUGUCCCUCCUGACCCCUCCAGGUGUGAGCACCAGCCAUUGGUCCCACAGACCUUGAGGUCAGAGUAUGUAAAAAUGCUUGUAAAUAUUGUAACAUACUCAUUAAUAUUUGAAAGUCAUUCUGUCAUUGGCAAUGGAAAUUAAUUCUCCCAAGAUAAGCAAAAAUUAAAUAAUUGAUUUGCACAUUGACUUAAUGACCUUAAUUACUUGAUUUCAAGUCUCAGCCCUUUAAAAUUAAACCCAAAAGUUACUAUACAGUCAUUCUAAAAAUGAUGUUUUGAAGAGAUAUGUGGUUAAUACCGUGAAAUCACGCCAUGAAAUCUGUAAGGUUUUUAUUUUUCUAACUGUACUAAUGGAGGACUGAACUUGAGGUAUGAAUGUAGGAGACAUGGAAUUUUUAAAAUUAUGUUGCUAUUUGUUCAAAUAAAACAGAAAAUUUUGAACAUUGAAGGACCAUGAAGAAAUGUGUCCCACUGACUGGGCUCUGACCUGGCUUCCCAAAUGUAAGCAGAGAAUGGCUGACAUUCCAGGGAAAACGACAGUGCUGAGUGUGCUCUAGUGAGUAUUUCAGCCAGGAGUGAUGCCACACGCAUUUAGUUCCAGCAUUCCAGAAGGGCCAGCCUGGUCUACACAGUGAGACCUUCUCUCUCUCUCUCUCUCUCUCUCUCUCUCUCUUUAGGUA
Molecule: messenger RNA, 5152 nt
Organism: Mus caroli (Ryukyu mouse)
Lineage: Eukaryota; Metazoa; Chordata; Mammalia; Rodentia; Muridae
Source: RefSeq, a predicted model, not a curated record